GGUUUUUAUUUAAAAGAGCUUUUCUUCUUAGGUAUGGCUACUAUAUCUAACGGAAAAGACUGCGAAAGUAUGGUUGUGGAUGAUACUGACAAGGAGAUUAGCGUCAGGGGCGACAUUUCUCCGGCAAUCGAGGAUUCUCUGGAUUUGGACAGGAUUCAUAUCUCUCCAGUGCCGAAGUAUUUUGGUUUCAAACAAUUCAAGAAGUUGCUGGAAAAGCAUCUGAAGGGGAUAGAAAUAAAGAAAGUUCGGCAAAUGAAGUUUGAUGCCUACGUCAGUUUUAAAACUCCCGAGGACGCGCAGUCAGCGAUUUCAAAACUUAACGGUUUGGAGGUGAAGAAGACGGUUUUGAAAGUGCAAUUGGCACAGACUGAGACGAAGACGUCGUUCGAUCCAAGUACGCAACAGAUCAAACCAAAAACUGCGAGAGAGAGCGUAACGAAGCUUGCUGAUGUACCUUAUCCGGAGCAGCUGCAGCAAAAGGCAAAGGAGUCCUUUAGGGUAUGUGAAAGGCUUCUUGUCGAACUGAAGAAAGCUAACGUUGACAGCGCGUCCAGUCUGAAGUCUUCUGAACUUGUGAAAAAGGUGUUGCCAUCACCAAAGAUAAGGGCUUACCGAAACAAAUGUGAAUUCACGAUUGGUCUGACGCAUGAAGGAAAGGUAUGUGUAGGAUUUGUUGGCGGCAGAUUUUCUAACAAUGAGCAUCACAUCAUUCCAAUCGACGAUCUGGACAAUAUCACCCCGACCACGAAAAGGAUUGUUGCAGCAGUGGCGGAAUUUGUUCAGACAUCAGGUUUGCCGCCGUUUGACGAAUUUGCACGCGUGGGAGUGUGGAAAAUGCUUACCGUGCGCGAAUUUGGAGGUGAUGUUAUGCUCAUUAUGACGGUCAACCCAUUAGAAGACAAAGUAAAGGAGGAGCUGCUAAAGAAGGAGUUUUGUUCGAAAUUUCUCAACCCAUCCAACUUUUCGGAACAGAAAUUUCGGGUGACAUCAUUGUACUGGCAUUCGAUUGCCAAUUGCAGUGAUCAGGUUGAAUACGAGCACAUUGGUGGGGCUCCGUACAUCUACGAAACCUUAUUGGGCUGUCGGUUCCGAGUUUCGCCGUCAGCUUUCUUUCAAACAAAUAGUCAAGCUGCACAAGUUUUGUAUACCACUAUAGGAGAGGCAUGUGGUUUAUCGUCGCUGGUAGCUGGAGCUAAUGGUGACGUGCAGAAAUGUGACCAUAAUGCCAAACGACCAAGGUUAGAUGAGGAUAUCACCACGACGGAAACUUUCGAGGCUGAGAGUCAGACAGAUGUCGUGAAGAGCUCAACUAUUUUGCUGGAUAUAUGCUGCGGUACUGGAACCGUCGGCCAAUGUGUCCUGCAAGAGUAUAGGAGGAAAAAUAAGGUUUGCUGCAUUGGAGUCGAUAUAAUUGAGUCAGCCAUUGUAGAUGCGAAGGAAAACGCUGUGGGCAAUGGGAUGAAUGAAAAUAUGUGUCGCUACAUUGCUGGAAAAGCGGAGGAUGUUUUUUCUUCAUUACGUUUUCAUAUUCCUCCUGAUUUCGACUUGCAAGAAUCUAACGUUGUUGGAGUUCUGGAUCCCCCACGGUGUGGAGUCCAUGAGAAAGUUGUACACGGUUGCCGUACGAUGGAUAAAAUGCGACGCUUGGUUUUUGUUUCAUGCAACCCUACCGCAGCUAUGAAGAACAUUGUUGAUCUUUGCCGUCCAACAUCAAAGAAAUACAGCGGUCGGCCAUUCAAAUUAGCUUCUAUACAACCCGUCGACAUGUUUCCACAGACACCCCACAUUGAGUGGGUCAUUACGUUGAUGCGUUGACAACUUCACGUCGUUUGUUUCGCCUUGUUAUAUUAUUGUUAUGUUAAAAUUGUUUUGUUUGCUUGGAACUGAACAUAAAUUAUUUGAAA
Messenger RNA from Cylicocyclus nassatus, 1904 nucleotides. NCBI's taxonomy places the organism in Eukaryota, Metazoa, Nematoda, Chromadorea, Rhabditida, Strongylidae. The record is from the annotation of a GenBank genome assembly.